ACGACCACAGCGACACGUCAUACGAAUGGGGACUUCAGUCAAACGACUGGCUUCGAUUAACCGUAACUUUCCAGGCUCUUCUGGUGCUGUUUUUACACACUACCAUUAGCUUGACCUUUUCGACUAAGAGCCUGACUGUGCUUGCAUGGUGCGGCUGUGAAAGUCGGGCAAAGUUGUAGGCUACUUCGUCAUCAUUUUCAUUUGAGCUGUCAUUGAGAAUUUUGCAGAAGAAGAAUGCAAGGUGCACAGCAGCUCAUGAAGGUGUUCGUGACCAGGCGUAUUCCACAGGAGGGGAUGAAAAUACUUAAACAAGCGGGAGUGUGUAACCUUUCCGUGUGGGACUCUGACGAGCCCGUGCCCCGCGCUGAUCUUCUAAACGGCGUGGCCGGUGCGCACGGCCUUGUCUGUCUCCUGUCUGACCGGAUUGAUGCGGAGGUUCUUGAUGCUGCAGGUCCCAACUUGAAGGUGAUCAGCACCAUGUCUGUGGGGUUUGACCAUCUCUCUAUUGACGAAAUCAAGAAGCGGGGGAUUCGAGUUGGCUACACUCCAGAUGUCCUCACUGAUGCCACCGCCGAGCUCACCGUCGCUCUGCUCCUGGCUACUGCCCGCCGGCUACCUGAGGGGGUGAACGAGGUCAAAAGUGGGGGCUGGAGCACAUGGAAGCCUCUGUGGCUGUGUGGAUACGGCCUCUCUGGCUCCACAGUGGGCGUCAUUGGACUGGGCCGCAUAGGCUUGGCCAUAGCCAAACGCCUGAUGCCUUUUGGGGUGAAGAAGCUGCUGUACACUGGACGAGGGGCCAAGCCCGAGGCUAAAGAAGUGGGCGGGGAAUUCGUGCCUCUGGACGCGCUGGUGUCCCAGAGUGACUUCGUGGUCGUCUCGUGCUCCCUCACUCCGGCCACUCAGGGCCUGUGUGACAAAGCCUUCUUCAGCAAGAUGAAGAAGACUGCCGUCUUCAUCAACACCAGCAGAGGUGCGGUGGUGAACCAGGAGGACCUCCAUGAGGCUCUCUCCAGCGGGACGAUUGCUGCAGCUGGUCUGGAUGUGACCACACCUGAGCCCCUGCCCACGGAUCACCCCCUUCUGACCCUCAACAACUGCGUGAUCCUGCCUCAUAUUGGGAGUGCCACCUAUGCCACCCGUGGCAUCAUGGCAGAGCUGACGGCCAACAACCUACUGGCAGGUCUCACGGGUGCUGCCAUGCCCACCGAACUGAAGAUCUAGUGUCUGGUACUUCCCCUUCAUCGGGCCACUAGCCAGUCAAAGCAGUAGCAUCUGUUUGCUGAGCAGUGGCCUCUGUUUGCUGAGGCAAACCUGAAUGCCUGGACCUCGAUAUUAGGGUCUGUUUAGAACAUGUCUUUUGGAAAGAUAAUUCUUUAACUUGAAAGCCUAGAAACCUGGAAAUUAAACUAAAGCUAACAAUGUUUCAGAUAACCAAUAUUUUUGAUCUCUUGAUAUGGGCCUUAAUUAGUUUAUUUGCGCAAAGUGGUGGCAUCUUGCGUUGUUGAUCUUGAAGAUGUUUGUUGUUGAUGUUGAUUUCAUAAGAAGCACUUCCCUCCAUGGUAGCUGUUGUUCCUGUGUGCUGUAAACAUGGUGCAGGUGCAGAAGUGCCACUCACUGUGACGUCACUACAGUAGCCGUGGCCUAACCCUAACUGAGGACAACACUACAGUAGCCGUGUCCGAACCCUAACUGUAAAGAACUUGAAGAAAGACGAGUAUGGCAGCAGCACCAAUACACUCCUUGUGCCUUGUCACUCCCCUCUGCACGUACAGCUUUUUUUGUAGAGCUCAAAUAGAAGCAUUUCAACAUUUAAACAUUUCUCUCACAGUUUACCUGUACAGCAAGAUUCUAAAAAGCGCUGAUAAAUGUCUUAGCCAAGGGAUUGUUCUGUGAAUGUCAUGUCAAGCAACUAAGCCAUGCUUUCACUGUUGUUGCCUCUGAUCUGCUUUGUCAGGGAAGUAAAUAAACUUAAUGAGAUU
Sardina pilchardus (European sardine) is the source of this 1979-nucleotide messenger RNA. RefSeq names its product glyoxylate reductase/hydroxypyruvate reductase a (gene grhpra). Gene Ontology annotation, molecular function: NAD binding; hydroxypyruvate reductase (NADH) activity; glyoxylate reductase (NADPH) activity. Bases 235 to 1221 code for a protein of 328 amino acids. The record is from RefSeq and is a predicted model, not a curated record. Gene Ontology annotation, cellular component: cytosol. NCBI's taxonomy places the organism in Eukaryota, Metazoa, Chordata, Actinopteri, Clupeiformes, Clupeidae. The transcript is spliced from 9 exons.